This is a messenger RNA of Lottia gigantea (owl limpet), 759 nucleotides long. RefSeq lists its product as hypothetical. NCBI's taxonomy places the organism in Eukaryota, Metazoa, Mollusca, Gastropoda, Lottiidae. The record is from RefSeq and is a predicted model, not a curated record. The transcript is spliced from 7 exons. Gene Ontology annotation, cellular component: mitochondrion. The annotation marks the transcript as partial. Gene Ontology annotation, biological process: mitochondrial proton-transporting ATP synthase complex assembly.
GAAGUGAAGAAAUUUUAUAAAAAUGCAAGUAUUGCAUUAUCAGAUGGGUGGUUUGAAAUCAACUUAGAUAAAAGAAAACUGAAAACACCAAGUGGUCAGUUAUUUCGAGUUCCCAAUGAAGCUCUGGCACUAGCUGUAGCUACUGAAUGGAAUGCCCAAGAUAAAGUUAUCAAGAGACAUAAUAUGCACUUGACUUCGUUAUGUAACACAGCGUUAGACAAUCCCUUUCAAAAGAGUCGUGAAAUAUUAACACAGGGCAUCAUUCAUUUUCUUGAAACAGACACAAUUUGUUAUAGAUUACAAGAACCAGAAGAUUUGGUUCAGCUACAGAUGGAGAGCUGGGAUCCUGUUAUUAAAUGGGCAACACACAGGUUUGGAAUUGAAGUGAAACCAACUUAUACCAUGUCUCUACCAGAAGUGGGUACAGAAUCUAAGGAUAUUAUCAGACGGCAUCUGUUAUCUUAUAGUGAUUGGGCGUUAUUUGGUUAUAGCUAUGCUGUGGAGUCUAUCAAGUCACUAUUAUUAAUAAUGGCGCUGGUUGAUAAAUCUAUCUCAGUAGAAACAGCCGUCAAAUUGUCCAGGUUAGAGCAGGAAUAUCAGUCUGAGAAAUGGGGUAACGUAGAAUGGCAUCACGAUUUAGAUCAACUUGAUUUACAGUCUAGACUUGCCUCUGCAGCUUUAUUUAUUCAUUGGUCCAGUGAAAAUUCCUCGGUUAUCCAAAAGGCCUCGUUAGAACGACAGAAUAUCUGUGCCGUAUAA